AGGAAAAAGGAUUCUUUGGUCUUUUCUUUUUGUACAAUGUUCUUGUUUUUGUUUUGCAUAUUACAUAUGUAAUUCAAUCUCUUAUUAGUCCAACACUCCAGAACUCUUCAAGUCUAGGACUGUUUCCUCUCUACUAUUAUUUCCUUAAUAAUUAUAUUCCUAACUUUGGCUAUUUCUUUCUGAGACUUGUGCUUGUUAGAUAUUGAACAUUCUCAAUUGUUUCUCUGUGCUUCUUGUAUUUCUCUUUUAUGUUACAUCUUUGGUUUUUUUCCUCUACAUCCUCACUUAAAGUGAAUACCUCAGUUUAUUUUGAGUAUUUCAAUUUCUCCCUAGCAAGAGAAGUGUUGAUACCUGCUGCCACAGGAAACAGAGAGAUCCUGGCAGCUUUGCAGCAGAGGUGUGACAUGCUGAAAACAGGGGAAAAGCUUCAUGAUAUUGAACUUGGCAGUCUACACCAAAAGAGAUCAUAGCCAAAUUUCUGAAAGCUAAAGAGAAAGAAAAAAAUCUUGAAAGAAAUGAGAAAGAAAUGACAUAUUGCCCAUAGAGCAAUAAAUAACUUAACUGACAGCUUUCUCUUCAGAAACUCUGGAAGCUAGAAAGAAGUGACACAAUAAUUUUCAAGUGCUGAAAGAAAAGAACUGUUAACCUGGAGUCCUAUGUUUCAGUGAAAAUAUCCUUCAGGAAGAGAAGCUUUUGCCAGUAGACCAUAUCUAAAAGAAUGGCCAAUGAACAUUCUCCAAACAGAAAGGAAUCAAUUUAAAAAGAAAAAGAAUAUUGGAACAUCAGGAAAGAAGAAAAAACACAGCAAACAAAAAUGUGGAUAAAUGAAAUAGAGUUUCCUUGAGUUUUAUAAAUUUUUGGUGGUUGAAAUCCAAAAUUAUAACACUGUUCCAAGUGUAUGAAGAGAAAAUAUUUAAGACAAUUAUAUUAUAAAUGGAGGAGGGUAAAGGAGUAUAAAGGUAGCUAAGUUUUUCACCCUUUUUUUUGAACUGGUAAAAUAACACCAUAAACUGUGAUGUUAUGCACAGAUCAACCACUAUAAUAGUUUUACAAAGUGAUACACCAAAAACCACGUUGAUAAGGUAAAUUCUAAAAUAUGUUCUAAUAGCCCACAAGAAGGCAGGGGGAAGAAAACAAAGAAACAAAAACAGUAAGAACAAAUAGAAAAUUGAAAAUAAAAUGGCAGACUUUAGCUCUGACAUAUCAGUAAUUGGAUUAAAUGUAAAUGGUUGGAAUACACCAACUGAAGCAAAGAAAUUGACAGAAUGGGUUUAAAAAGCAUGACGAACUAUGUGCUGUCUACCAGAAACUUCACUUUAAAUAUAACAAUAUAGGCAGAUUUGAUCUAAAAAGAUGGAAAAUAUAUUAUGCAAAUAUUAAUAAAAAUAAAGCAGGAGUGGGCAUACUAAUGUCAGAUAAAGUAGACAUCAGAGAAAAGAAAUUUACCAGAAAUAGAGGGGGACACUAUAUAAUGGUAAAGGAAGACAUAUUCAUCCUAAACAUGUAUACCCCAAACAACAGAUCUGUAAAAUACGUGAAGCAAAAAGUGACAGAAUUAAAGGAGAAAUAGACCCACAAUUAAAGUUGAAUACUUCAACACCCUCUCUCAACAACUGUCAGAACAACUAGACAGGAAAUCAGCAAGGAUACAGAGGAACUCAACACUAUCAACCAACAGGAUCUAAUCCAUAUUUAUAAACACCUAGCCAAGGACACCAGAAUACACACUCUUUUCAAAUGCUCAUAGAAUAUAGACAAGAUAGACCACAUAAAUAAGGCCAUAACACAACUGUCAAACCAUUUAGAAGUAUCAAAAUCAUACAACAGGGGUUCUCCGACUGCAAUGGAACCAAACUAAAAAUCAAUAACAGGAUCUCUUCAAACACUUGGAAACUAUGCAACAUGCUUCUAAGUAAUCCAUGGAUCAAAGACCAACUCUCAAAGGAUAUAAAAAAUAAAUCUAACUGAAUUGGAAAUGAAGAGAGAGCAAGUCAAAAUUUAUGAGACACAACUGAAGCAGAGGGGAAAUUUUAUAAAAGCAGGUGUUAGAAAAGGAAAAAUCUCAAAUCAUCAUGGACAUGAACACCUCAAGAAUAUAGAAAAAGAAGAGCAAAAUACACCCAAUGCAAGAAGAAAAUGCAGGAGGAAAGAAUAAAAAUAAUAGAAGAAAUCAAGGAAAUUAAAAACAAAAAUAAUACGAAAAAUCAAUGAAAUAAAAGGCUAGUUCUUUUUAAAAAAUCAAUAAAAUUGACAAACAUCUAGCAAGAUUGGCAAAAAUCUUCUUCCCUACCUAUUUGAGAUUUCAAAUAUGUUAGCACCAAAUCUUUUAUAUUUUCAAACUUCUCUGCACCAUAUCUCCCGUCAGUUGAGAGGUUUCUUUAAGUGAUAGCUUAUGUAUUUACCCAGAAUUAUUGUUUUAUCUUGCAUAGAGCUACAUUAAGGAAGAUUUGUAAGAGGUUCAAUUCAUCCCUUGAAAAUUAUUCUUUACCUUUCAUUUUUAAUAAACUUGAAGAAUUUUUUUAGUUAUAAUGGAAUGAAAAAACAAGUAUGUGUAGCAUGAAAAUAGGUAUCAACUUGAUCAGUUAUGCAAUAAUUAUAAGCUAAGUAAAUAAAAUUAAAUUUAGAUACUUAACAAUGUUUCAUAAGUUAAAGUAUCAUUGCAACUCACUGGUAGUAAUCCAGCUAAAUUCAUCUGAACACAAACUGUCACUUAACAUAAGGCUACAUUGGCAAAAAGAGCAUGGAGCAUGGUGCGUUUUUACAUUGUUUACCUUUCCAUGUUGUGUCCAGAGGAGACCAAAGUUUUGCUACCUAAUUAUUAAAAUUAAGCUGGACAGUAUGAUUAAGACGAUUCCCAGUGAAUGAUGGAAACAUUCUGUAUCUCAAAUGAGGUAUGGGUUAUAUAGAGAUAGAUCCAUUUGUUUAAAUGGUGCGGUUAAGACUGGCACAUGUCAAAUUGUGUAAACAUUAACUUAAGAAAAGAACUAUACAAAAGCAAACACUGGAUGGGAGACAGAGAGUGGAGGGAAAGGUAUAGAUGGAACAAGACGAAAUGUGAAACUGGAUGAUGUGUACAUGGACAUUAUGUGGCUUAAUUUGCAUAUGUUGAAAUUUUCCAUUAUAAAAAGUUUUUAAUGAAUUAUUCUUUGUGAGACAUGUUUAUAAAGCAGUCAGUUCAACUCUAACAAAUCACAUCAAAGCAAAAGAGAAUAAAACAGAAAAGGAUUCUCCCGAAGGAAUCUAAUGUAAUACACUUUUCGUACAAGGGCAAUUUCUUCACAUACCCAACUGAUAGCUUUUGGGGGAUACAUUAAGAUACUAUCUUCUUCCUCUCUCUCACAACAACCUAUGUUCCCAAAAAUAUUUCAGUGAUCUAAACUGAGUUUUACACAUAUUAUACUGCUAAAAGAUUUUGCUUUGAAAUGACAGAUAACUCAGUAAGUUGUGUUUGAAGAGUCUAGUGGCAUUGCAGGCAAAGAAAACGAAUAAAGGACUAUGUAGAUGCCAGGAAUGCCAUUUAAGCUGGAAUCUGAAUGUCCACUGAAAAAAAGGAAGCAUUUAGGAUUGAGCUGGAAAUAGGUUUGUUUCAGAAAAGAAACUAAACCCUUGCGACAUGUUCAUGAUUGUUGGCUUUACUUCAUUUGAUUUUGUUAUUCGUACCCUCAAGGAAGUCUAUUCUCAGUAACAUCCAUCAAGUGAACCGUGGAGGCUGGUCACAGUGAUCUUAUUUUUAUUCUUCUGGGUAGAUAGAGGUGCUGUUCAACUAAAAAGUUAUACAUCUGUUCAGAGUCUAGAUUUUGCUUAGGCUUAUUUAUUUUACUGAGAGGAAUUUUGAAAAAUAGUCUCAUUUUCAAUCGUUCAUCAUUUUAUCUCUUACCUGAAGGGAAUUUUGCUUGAAUGCAAUUGAUUUCACCUCUCAGCCAAUAUGAAAUCAAUCUGAAAUUAAUUAUGUUUGGUGUAUUUUGUGUUCUUACAUGUGCGCUGGCCCUUUUACAUAUUUUUAGGAUAUUAAGAGAUAUACUUUCCUAUUUAUCUGAGCAGAAACUGAUGAGAUAGGAAUGGAUAUAGCUAUGAUGACCCAUUAUUGAAUUCCACAGUAUCCACUCAAGUGUAAUUCAUCUUUCACACUACCUUAUUUGGUCUAUAUUUAGAGGAUUUAGUGUCAUCCUUGGUGUGAGAGGAUGGUAGAGGUGAUUCUUAAAUGAUUGUUUAAUGCCUUGCAUUAUAUUCUUACAAGUUGGAUCUUGAUCAAUUAAUAUAGGAGGGAAAUUUGAUUAAAAAGUUACAAUAAAAAGAACAAGCCUAAUAAAAUUAUGACCAGUUCUACCCAUACAAAAAUGAAGUGGAAUUCUAAAAUGCUUACUUAGGACAGAUGGUUGAUUGAUCUUAAUUCCUUUUAAAAUAAUUUCAUUUGAUUAGAUACUUGUAUCAUAAGUAUUUCUUGGCCUCAAUUUUCCUCCUAAUAUAGCCUAUUUACUGUGCAGGUGUAACCAAGAAACAAAGUAAGCCUUUUGUUUAUGCCAUAUAAUUUAGAUAAAUGAUUGUUUAUUUUACCAUUGGUGUUGCUAACUUUCAUGUUUCUUAUAGUUUGUUGGGACAAUUAAAUAGUAUACUUCUGGGAUUCACAAAUUACAUUGCUCAUCAGAGAAAAAUUUCAUGGCUAAAGAAUAAAAGUUGAUUAUAGGAAGUUUACAUUAUCUGACGGAGUGAUUUGUUCUAAGUGUUAGUAUGCAUAAUAAUCACUUAGGAGAAAGAUCGAAGUGCAGAUUUUCAUAGCACCACAGAGAAUUUGAUUCAAGAUCUGGAGAGGAGCCCAGGAAAAAAAUUCCAAGACUCCCAGGUGAUCAUUUAUGUAUGUGGCUCACACACUAGAGUUGGAGAAACAUUGACUCAACCUAAAAGUCUUUAUAAAGCUCAGAUUUUGGAAAUGGUAUUGAUCAAGCAUGCACCCCCUUGAAGUUAUGAAUCUGAACACAUGGUGGCAGUGCAGGCUAAGAGAGUGAAUGAACGCUCUGCAGAUUGGGUGGACUCCAUUUCACUGAGAGACCCAAUAAAAAAAUAUAGAACACAUUUACAGCUAAAGCUAAGAGAGAAGUGUUCAGGAAGACAGUCAUUGCCAGAUAAGUUAUAAGAAGAAAUUCAAAAUUCUAUACCAAAGACAUUUCAGAGGGUGGACUGUCUGUGGACGUGGACGUGGUGACUGGGAGUGGAAAAGGAUUUUUUUCCGUCUGGAAUCAAGACAUAACAAUAGAGAUGGCGCAAACAAAAAUACAUCACAAGAAAAGGCAAGUGGCGAUCUUCAUUAUAUUGGUGCUUUUGUGGGAGGCAGGUUCAGAAUUGAUUCAGUAUUCUGUACUGGAGGAGACAGUAAGUGGCACGUUUGUGGCCAACCUGACAAAGGACCUGGGACUCAGGAUGGGAGAGCUGGUUGCGCGGAGAGCCCGUAUUGUUUUCCAGGGCAAUAGACAGCAUUUGCAGUUUGACCCACACACCUACGAUUUGCUUCUAAAUGAGAAACUGGACCGGGAGGAGCUGUGCGGUGCCACUGAGCCCUGUGUACUACCUUUCCGAGUGUUACUGGAAAAUCCCUUGCAGUUUUUUCAGGCUGCCUUGCUAGUCAGAGAUAUAAAUGAUCACGCCCCGGAGUUCCAGGCCAGAGAAAUGCUAUUGAAAAUAUCGGAAAUUACUACACCAGGAAAGAUAUUUCCUUUGAAAAUGGCACAGGAUUUAGACGCUGGUAGCAACAGCCUUCAGAGCUACAUCAUCAGCUCAAAUCCACAUUUCCACGUUGUCACUCGCAGUCGCAGCGAUGGCAGGAAGUUCCCAGAGCUGGUGCUGGACAAAGCCUUGGACCGGGAGGAGCAGCCGGAGCUCAGGCUCACCCUCACAGCGCUGGACGGCGGGGCUCCGCCCAGGUCCGGGACCACACAGAUUCAGAUUCUCGUUUUAGACAUCAACGACAACGCCCCUGAGUUUGCUCAGGAGCUCUAUGAAGCGCAAGUCCCGGAAAACAAUGCCCUGGGCUCUCUGGUUAUCACCGUCUCAGCUAGAGAUUUAGAUGCAGGAUCCUUUGGGGAGGUGUCUUAUGCCCUGUUUCAAGAUGACGACGCCAACCAACCCUUUGAAAUGAAUGCAAUUACAGGAGAAAUUCGACUGAGAAGGAUGUUGGAUUUUGAGGAAUUUCAAUCUUACCACGUGGAUGUUGAGGCUACAGAUGGUGGGGGACUAUCAGGAAAAUGCUCUUUAGUUCUCAAGGUUCUGGACGUGAAUGACAACGCUCCUGAACUGACCAUGUCCUCACUCAACAGCCCCAUCCCUGAAAACCUGCCAGAGAUCAUGGUGGCAGUUUUCAGUGUAUCAGAUGCUGAUUCCGGACAUAACCAACAAGUUAUUUGUUCUAUAGAUGAAAAUCUCCCCUUUCUUCUAAGACCAUCAGUCGAGAAUUUCUACACCCUGGUAACAGAAGGACCCCUGGACAGAGAGAGCCAAGCCGAGUACAACAUCACCAUCACCGUCACCGACCUGGGGACACCCAGGCUGAAGAGCGAGCACAGCAUCAGCGUGCAGGUGGCCGACGUCAACGACAACGCCCCGGCCUUCAGCCAAAGCGCUUACACCCUGUGGGUCCGCGAGAACAACAGCCCCGCCCUGCACAUCGGCAGCGUGAGCGCCACCGACGCGGACUCGGGCGCCAACGCGCGGGUCACCUACUCGCUGCUGCCGCCCGGCGACGCGCGCCUGCCGCUGGCCUCGCUGGUGUCCAUCAACGCGGACACCGGGCAGCUGUUCGCGCUGAGGCCCCUGGAUUUCGAGGCGCUGCGCGCCUUCGAGUUCGGCGUGGGCGCGGCCGACGGCGGCUCGCCGGCGCUGAGCAGCCGGGCGCUGGUGCGCGUGCAGGUGCUGGACGCCAACGACAACGCGCCCGUCGUGCUGUACCCGCCGCAGAACGGCUCUGCGCCCUGCACCGAGCUGGUGCCGCGCGCGGCCGACGCGGGCUACCUGGUGAGCAAGGUGGUGGCGGUGGACGGCGACUCGGGCCAGAACGCCUGGCUGUCGUACCAGCUGCUCAGGGCCACGGAGCCCGGGCUGUUCGGCGUGUGGGCGCCCAGCGGCGAGGUGCGCACGGCCCGGCUGCUGAGCGAGCGCGACGCGCCCAGGCACAGGCUGGCGGUGCUGGUGCGCGACCACGGCGAGCCGCCGCUGUCGGCCACCGUCACGCUGCACGUGCUGCUGGUGGACGGCUUCUCGCAGCCCCACCUGCCGCGGGCCGAGGCGGCGGCCGAGCAGGCGCGGGCCGAGCCGCUCACCGUGUCCUUGGUGGUGGCCCUGGCGGCGGUGUCGUCGCUCUUCCUGCUGUCGGUGCUGGGCGUCGUGGCGGCGCGGCUGUGCGCGAGGGCCCGGGCGGCGUCUGCGGGUGGCUGCUCGGGGCCCGGGGGCGGCCUUGCGGGCCACGUGGUGGACGUGAGCGGCGGCGGGACGCUGUGCCAGGCCUACCGCUAUGAGGUGUGCCUGUCGGGAGGCUCGGGGACCGGCGAGUUCAAGUUCCUCAAACCAAUUCUCCCCAGCUUCCCUCCUCAGGACACUGGGAGAGAAAUGGAGGAAAACCUCAGUGUUCGGAAUAGUUUCCCAUUCAGUUAAGUAUUGGAUUAUUCUAUUAAGCUCUACUUCAUAUGUUUGGAAAUCUCUUUUAAUUUGAAGUUGCAUGUUAUUGAUGCAUGUUAUUUAUGAUGUUUCUUGAUUAUUUUAUUAUCGUUCCUUAGAAUGACAUUUUCAAAAUCAUAUACUGGGAAUAUGUAUUUUCUCCAUGUUGCACUCAGUAGUUUUUUAUUACUCUCAAUAAAUAUUUGGCAAUAUGAAUACAAUUUUAAAUUUUAUUUGCAUAAUUAAAAGUUUUUUAAAUUCAAUCUAUCCUUUUUACAAAAAUUAUAUUCCAAAGCACUUAAGUAAGUUAGUUGUAUUUCUAACUAUUAGUGGCAAUUGUCUUCACUAUUGCUAUGUAGGGAAAAUUUUUUAAAUCUGGGUUGGUAUUAUUUAAUUACCAAUGUAAGUCUCAUUUUGGGGUAACUCCUACAGUGUGAAAAAUGAAACACUAAAGAUGGAUAAAUGCUAAGAUAGCUAUUCAUAUUUAUGUCUAUUUCAGUGUGCCAUAAUCAUCAAUACAUAUUUUCUAUGAAUAUACAUACAAAAAGGUCGAUACAUUAAGUUACAGUUUGUGAACUUCGUGUAAGAAUAUGAUGGUUUUUAAAAAAAUAAUACCAUGCCAAUUAUAAAUACUUAAACAGUUGUCGAAUGUUAUUAACAUUCCAAUAAUGAAUUUAAAUAAUAAUUUUCAAGGCUAAUAUUCUCUCUACAUUAUGGUACUUUUGCCAAUAAUGGAAAUUCAAUAUCACUCGUUUAUUUUCCUUCUAAACAGAAAACAACCCCCACUCACCUUAAACCAUACUACAGAAUAUGAAGUGCUUGAGAGUACAUUUUAUUUCCUUUUCUUUGUAUAACAAUUUGAAAGAUAUUGCUUAGUGAAGUCCAAAUUAUAUUUUUCAAACCCCUCGUUGUUUUUCAAGUUCUAUAUGUGUGCUACCUGCCAAGAUCUAAGUCUGUUAUUAGUGGCAGGUUAUUAGGUAAAUAUCAGAUUGUCCAUUCUAGUGCUGUGUAAGCAUCAUUUAUCUUUAUUAACCAUAAAGUCAUUUGCUUUUACAGUUUAACCCAUAUUUGAUCUUAUUUGUGUUGGUCACAUUUGUAGCAGUUUAUGAAAAAUGUCUCUUCAAUUUCCCAUCAAAGUCAGGCAAUUUAUACUAAAGUGAUGAGUGAAUAUUUUAUUUUUAUCUUUAAUUAAAAUAGAACUGGUCUUAACUA
Molecule: messenger RNA, 8853 nt
Organism: Manis pentadactyla (Chinese pangolin)
Lineage: Eukaryota; Metazoa; Chordata; Mammalia; Pholidota; Manidae
Product: protocadherin beta-6
Exons: 1
Coding region: 5254-7638 (794 amino acids)
Biological process (GO): homophilic cell-cell adhesion
Cellular component (GO): plasma membrane
Molecular function (GO): calcium ion binding
Source: RefSeq, a predicted model, not a curated record